This is a messenger RNA of Saprolegnia parasitica CBS 223.65, 627 nucleotides long. RefSeq lists its product as hypothetical. Lineage: Eukaryota; Oomycota; Saprolegniomycetes; Saprolegniales; Saprolegniaceae. Bases 1 to 627 code for a protein of 208 amino acids. The record is from RefSeq and is a predicted model, not a curated record. Gene Ontology annotation, molecular function: protein dimerization activity. The transcript has a single exon.
AUGCGCGAGAAGGCUGACAAGUACCAGAAGCUGCUUGCGUCGAAGCCAGCCACGAUCGCGACGUUCCUCGACGUACGGCUGCCCAAAGCGCAAGCACCGUCGGCCGAGAUCGACUUCAUCAAGUCGAUCUUGGACAGCGAGUACCCGGCCUUGCCGUCGUCGAGCUCGAUUGCGGUCACGCCCGUGAAAGACAUGUCGAAGCUCAACCAGCUGAUGAUGAAGUCGUUCGACACCGACAACGACCCGGAUCCGUGCGAGUUGGACCACUUCGUGAAUGAGCGCCGGGUCAAGCUCUCGGCCGAUCUCUUGGAAUGGUGGGAGGACCAUCGCGAGACGUACCCGCGGUUGCACCGCAUGGCGAAGGACUACUUGGCCGUCCCAGCCUCGAACGUGCCCUCGGAGCGGGCCAACUCGGCUGCCAAGUUUACUUUCCAGGGUCGCGACAACCUGCACGAUUGCACGUUCAAGGCGGAGACUUGUGUCCGCUCGUGGAUGAAGUUGUUCAAGCGCGUCGGCGUUCCGUUGCCCAACAACUUCCACGAUGCUUUCCAGCGUUUGGACAAGGACAAAGUUGUCGCGAUGAGUGACAGCGAUGCUGCAGUGCGCUACUACUUUCAGAACAUAUAG